AUGAUUAGUUUUUCAAUUUAUAUAAAAUGCUCUACUAGUUAGUUACUGAAAUUAGAAGCCGGUAUUUAAGAGUGGAUAGAAUCUUUUAAUCGAAAUUCAUUAAUAUUCAAAUUGAUGUAUUGCAUAAGAAAGCACUUAUUGUUCGAUAGAAGUUAUAUUAUCUAACUUAAACAGGACAGUAUUGAUAUUGGGGAAGUAAUAAUUUAGUUUAUAGUUAAGUCUACUUAAAAGAUCAAGUAUGUUAUUCCAAUGAAUGCACAAACUGUGAUCGAUUGGAAAGUAAAUGAGGAAAAUCUGAAAUUAGUAGCCUUUGCGAUAAUUUGGAAUGGAGAAAAGAGACAUUUUUAUGCUGAUUAGAAUGUGUUGCUACGAGUUAAAGAGUAUAUGGAUGGAAAAGUCAUUUAUAAUAAUAUGGAUCUCUUUUUUGAAGCAAUAAAAAAGCCUGAUUCUAAAUAAUAGAGUUCUGUAUUUAAAUCUAUUUAUAAAGAAGAUUCAAUUGAUCAAAAGAAUUGAUGGUGAAUAGGUUUUUGCUUUGAAAGAGUUGAAAAAACUGAAAAAAAAUAGUUAAUAAGUACUAUGUCUAUUAUAUGUAGUUAUUUCAAAACGAAGUUGAAAGCUUGAGAUAACUGAAUCACAAAAAUAUAGUUAAGCUUAUUCAAAUCUUCGAAUCCGAUUGCACAUAUCAGAUUGUGCUAUAAUAUCUAAAAGGGGGUUCCCUCGGUCAAUGUCUCAAAUAUUGCAAAUUGAAUAGUUAGGAAGUUAUAAUCAUAAUACAAGUACAGUAUAUAUUGUUAAGCUCAAUAGCAAAUUUUGGAGGGGAUUAAUUUUAUUCAUAAAAAGGAAUUUGUGCACAGAGAUAUAAAACCAGAAAAUAUUUUAUUUUAUGAUUUGGGUUAAUUUUCCUAAUUAUAUAUAAUUGAUUUUGGAAGUGCUAAAAAGUUAUAGGAUUUAGAUAAAGAUAAAGACAUGAAAUUUGGAACUCCCGGAUACAUGGCACCCGAAAUAUUUGAUAAUUCUUAAAAAGUAUCUGAAAAAGUAGAUAUCUUUGCAUGUGGUGCUAUUUUAUACCAAAUGUAAGAUUAAUAAACCAAUUUAGGUUGACUGGACUAAAAUUAAUCACAGGAACCACUUAAAAAGAAAUUAUGGAAAAUAACAAAAAUUUCACCGUUACUAACUAGAUACUUUCAAAAAUAAAAUCAAAUGACUACCAAAAUCUUGUAGCUUAAAUGUUAGAAGAAAAUCCAUAAAAUAGGAUAAGUGCAAGUGAGGCUUUAAAUUAUCUUAAUUUGAUGAAAAUUCAGACUUUUACAGGAUCUUUAUCCAUCUAGAUACAUCAUCAUCAAGAACCUGUUUAAAAAUUGCCUAAUUUCAAAAAAUUGAUUAAUAAAUAAUGA
Messenger RNA from Paramecium octaurelia, 1394 nucleotides. The record is from the annotation of a GenBank genome assembly. NCBI's taxonomy places the organism in Eukaryota, Ciliophora, Oligohymenophorea, Peniculida, Parameciidae.